AAGUUCAACACACGCUUGCUUCCUCUUUAGCUCAUUCUGCCACCGCCACCGUCACCGGCUCGCUUCUCUGUUCAUCUCUGCAACAUUUUCCAACCUUUCCGAUCCUCAUCGAUAACAGCUGCACUGAGGGAUUCUCAAUACUCCGGACACCAUGAGCGAGGUAUUCGAAGGCUACGAGCGUCAAUAUUGCGAGCUUUCUGCCAAUCUUUUCAGAAAAUGCACCUCCGCCAGUGCCCUAGAUGGAGAGCAGAAGAAGCAAACGCUUUCUGAGAUAACGGGUGGUAUUGAUGAAGCAGAAUCUCUGAUUCGGAAAAUGAAUCUCGACGCGAGGACUUUGCAGCCGAGUGUGAAGGCUAAUCUUCUUGCUAAGCUAAGGGAAUAUAAAUCAGAUUUGAACAAUCUCAAAAGAGAAGUAAAACGAAUUACAUUUGGCAACUUAAAUGCAGCUGCACGCAAUGAGUUGCUGGAAUCUGGAUUGGCUGAUACCAUCGCGGUCUCAGCUGAUCAAAGAACUAGACUAAUGAGCACAACAGAGAGAUUAGGCAAGUCGAGCGACCGGAUUAAGGAUAGCCAAAGAACUAUGCUUGAAACUGAGGACCUUGGAGUCUCAAUCCUAGAAGAUUUGCAUUCACAGAGACAACCUCUUUUGCGUGCCCAUGACACGCUUCAUGGUGUGGAUGAUAACAUAGGCAGAAGCAAAAGAAUUUUAACCAAUAUGUCAAGGAGGAUGAACAAAAAUAAGUGGACAAUUGCCUGCAUAGGUACUGUUCUUGUUAUUGCCAUCAUUGUGAUAUUGUACUUCAAACUUAAAUAGGUAAAGACAUCCUCUUUUUGGGUGUGAGCUUGCUGUUGGGAGAUUAGUUGAUGGUCUUUUUUAACUCACUUCUUCCUCAACUGUUACCUGUUCUCUGGAAUGUAUAAAGAAUGCUCUUGGGUUUUGUCAUGGAUAGUUUUUAUCCUUGUAAACAAUAGAAUACAAGGAAGCUCUAAGUAUUUCAGACU
Messenger RNA from Cucurbita pepo subsp. pepo (vegetable marrow), 1002 nucleotides. RefSeq names its product vesicle transport v-SNARE 13. Gene Ontology annotation, cellular component: Golgi apparatus; late endosome membrane; endoplasmic reticulum membrane. Gene Ontology annotation, molecular function: SNAP receptor activity; SNARE binding. The record is from RefSeq and is a predicted model, not a curated record. Lineage: Eukaryota; Viridiplantae; Streptophyta; Magnoliopsida; Cucurbitales; Cucurbitaceae. Gene Ontology annotation, biological process: intracellular protein transport; vesicle fusion; vesicle-mediated transport.